UCGUCAUUCAUUUCCCAGUCGCCGGAGUGAGAGAGAGAGAAUGGAGGAACCAAGCUCCAAGGCGCCGGUGCCGGCGCCGACGAGGACGAGGACGACGCAAUCCGCUCCUCCGAUUGCACCGAGCUCCCAAUUCAAUCCCAAACCUCCCAAAGCCAAAGAAGAAGGCGAGCUCUCCUCAUCCGACGACGACGAUGAACCUGCCGAUUAUACUGCCGCGCAGUUGGAUACCGGAGCUGUUCUUUCUGGUAGGAGCCAUCAGGCUCUCUCUGCAAGUGAAAUUUCUCAAGGCAACCAUGUGAAGGUUGAUGCUGGUGGUCCUACUGCAAUCUCAAUUGAGUAUCCAACCAGACCAUCUAUACAAACCAAACAUGAGAAGAGUCUUGGAAUGAAUCAAGUUGGACAUAAGCCUGGUAGAUCUGGAACUGGUGGUUCCUCAGGGCCCAAUAGCAAUCUUGUUAUAAGCUUCUCUGAUGAUGAGAGCAGCAGUGAUUCCGAUGAGGGCAGACAGGAUAAGAGUUCUGAAGAUAUAGCUAAAACAGUUAGGAUGAAUGGAAAUCAGAAGCCACCUACUCUGGCACGGAAAACAUCGAAGAAGUUGGGAUACCCUACUCGAGACUCAAAACAAAUGAUGUCCAAGAAAAAUCCUUCUAGUCGUACAUUUAUACAUCCAAAGACUAAGAAUCAGGGAGCAAACAACGGGAUUGGUUCUGCACCUUCAAUUGGGCAAGGAAGUACAAGUAGGAGUUUGAGUAUGCUUAACCAGAAAUUGGAAUGCCAGGAGCAUGGAUCUGAUCAUGUUGUAGGUUCAAGAAAUCUUGAACUUCAGGACUUGCGGCAGCAGAUUGCUCUACGGGAAACUGAGCUGAAGCUUAAGUUAGCUCAUCAAAACAAGCAGUCAGUUUUUGGUUCUUUGAGAAACAGUUAUAGUCUUAACCUAAACAGGAAUCCAGGUGGUAUAAGCGUCACGGCCUCUCCACACCUCCCACGUUCUUUAGACUUCCCACAACUAGAUGCAAAAGAGCCCCCUCGUAAAAGGUUGAAGGUUGGUGUAUCUUCUUAUGCCCAGCGAUGUGUCGAGCAAUCGACAACUGCUGCUAAAUUGUGCCCACCUCCAAAGGAUCUGUUGUUAGAAACCGGCAAGAUGGACAAGGCUGACCAUGGUCCAAAACCAAAUUCCAUGAAUAUGACUGAACUGAGUGUCACUAGAUGUGAAAUGCGAGAUAGUGAAAGGGUGGUGAUGGCCUCAGCUAACCUACAUGGUAUUGCUGAUGCUGAUCAUCCUGAGAGGACAAGCAGAAUGGUGAACGCAUGUUCUCUUUCAAAACAAGAUCCGCCUCUGAUUAGGAUGAUUCAGAAUACUUCCACAAAGAAUACGGGUACUGGAAUGGAGACAAACCAGCUAAUGAUAAGUGAUGGAAGAAAUGUACUGGGUUCUGACCCAAAUCAAAUUAGAAGGGAACACGAAUUAAUGAGGAGCAGCAAAGACGAUGAAGUUUUGACUUUGGAUCAUGCAGCUGAAGUCUCUGAAAAAAACUCAGUAGAGGGAUCUCUGAAGAAUAUGACCGUGUUGAGUGAUUUGGACAAUGCAAGUGGGGCGGAACAUGGAACCAAGGAAAUGCAGUCCCUCAUCGAGAUAGAGGAAUCUUUAGACAAGAAACUUGACGAAGCUCAAGAGCAGAGGCGGAGAUGCGAGAUUGAAGAAAGAAAUGCUCUUAAAGCUUAUCGUAAAGCGCAAAGGGCUUUGAUUGAGGCUAAUGCCAAGUGUUCUCAGCUCUAUCAUCAAAGAGAAUUGUAUUCAUCACGAUUGCGAUCCUUUAUUAUGCAUGAUACAAGCUUAUUUUGGUCCUCCUUGCAUAACAAACAUUUGGGAGUUCAGGUGAAAUCCUCUGAUAAUCUGAAUCAGAAUGUGGAUUCACUGCCCUCAUCCAGCCAUAAUAUGCAGAAUGAAUAUGAUCAAUCUAAUCAACCAGGUUACGCAUCUAAUAUCCGAUGCCUGGAUGGUGUUCCCGGUGAUUCCUCUCAUCUUCCUGUGAACAGCUCAGAGCAAUGCAGUGAACCAGAUGCUAGCACAUCAGAGCCAUUGUCUCACAAGGGCCCGAGAGUUGCUAAUGAGGAAUUUUCUCCCUUAAUUGGCCCAAAUAGGUCAGUCGAUGAAGAUGUGGAUAUUCCGCCUGACCAUAAUUUUGCUCAAUCCAAACAAGGAUCCCAGAGAGAGGCCCAAAAAGAUGGGGAAAGGCAUGAGAGCAUGACCAGCGAGGUUAGUACAAAGAUCUCCGAUGAAAACUCUCAUGAUUUUCUACUUCGUGAAGCAACUUUAAGAUCAGAGCUAGUUGCACGGUUGGGGACCAAAAGUUCACAGUAUCCAAAAGGUUCGUGUAGCAUGGAGGCUGUCAUUGAACAAAGGUCUCAAAGUGAUCCUGGAAGUGAGAAAACCCAUAUGAGUAACUGGAGUGCACCAAACUCUGAUGCGGAGAGAGUUAGGCAUGCAGAUUUUGAAGGCACUAACAAGCUAGAGGGACACCCACAUGAUGUCGUGGAAGAAGGUGAAAGCAGAAUGUCUCUGGACAAUUCGGCUUCUAUAAUAAGAAGUGCAUUUUGUCAUGUGAAAGACGUAUCUUCAUUCAAAUUAAGCAGACCUCAGCAGAAAAGGCUCAUGUAUGAUGCGCGUAAUGAUGAGGGAGUUUCCAUAUAUUCAUCAACAAGCUCAUCCAAGGAGACUGAUGGGGGUCUUCUUUCAGAAGACACUGCCUCCUAUUCCUGCAAUGUUGCUGUGGACCCACUUUGGCCACUCUGCAUGUAUGAGCUUCGAGGAAAGUGCAACAAUGACGAAUGUCCAUGGCAACAUAUUAAGAAGUGUUCAGAUGGAAAAAUGCGUCAGAACCUGUAUAGUGAUGCUAAUGAUUGCCACAUUGAAUCAACGUCAAGUGCAAAAAGAUGGGCUGUUCUGCCAAGUUUUUCAAAGUGCUCUCCAACUUAUGUAGUUGGAUUAGAUAUUCUGAAGGCUGAUUCACGUUCAUAUGAAGCAGUUGUUACCCAGAAUAUUGGUCAAUGCUGGCAAAAAUGUUUUAGUAUCUCCUUAGUUAUAUCGAGUGUCCCUAAACAAGUACGGCCUAUGGAUGACUCAGUUCUGCAAAAUAGUGAUGGGCGUAUCGAAAUCAGUGGAUGCCAGAGCAGACAAUCCUCAUUCUUCCGGAAUAGAAAUGGCAGCUUGGUUUGUCUUAAUCAGAUAAACCAAGGUUCAAUUGAUGGUCAAGCCCUGGAAAUGGCUCUUCUUAUUUUGAAUCAGGAUGGUAAUAAACUAGAGAGAAAGAAAAAGGUUGGCAUAUCCCAGGCUCUUGCUGUGUUGUCACGUGCACUCGAGGCUGAUCCAGCUUCUGUGGUUCUUUGGAGUGUGUAUCUUGUUAUUUACUAUAGCGAGAUGAAGACAGCUGGAAAGGAUGACAUGUAUUACAUUGCGGUCAAGCAUAACCAAGGAUCGUACGAACUCUGGCUGAUGUACAUCAAUAGUCGUAGCAAGCUCGAGGAUCGACUUCAUGCAUAUGAGGAUGCUUUACUGGCACUUUGUCACCAUUCAUCUGCUUCUAAUGGUCAUGCCAGUACGCGCAUCUUGGAUUUAUUCCUGCAGAUGGUGAACUGCUUUUGCUUGUGUGGAAGGGUGGACAAGGCGAUAGAGAUGAUCUGCGAAACCCUGCCGAGUGCAGAAAACUCUGAUGAACGGUUAACUUUGUUGCUUUCUAAUAUCCUCUCACGCUUAACAAUUGCUGACAAAUGCAUCUUCUGGAUUUGUUGUGUGUACUUAGUUAUUUACAGGAAACUUCCUGAUGCUAUAGUACAGCAGUUUGAAUGUGAGAAAGAGCUCCACUUAAUUGAUUGGCCCUCUGCUCAUCUGGGAGAGGAUGACCGGCAGAGAGCUUUUGACCUUGUGGAUUUUGCAAUACGUUGUGACAUCACCGAGGCAUCACUUGCAGAUGACGCUAAUAUCAGAUUGGCUCAGCAUUUCGCUGUGAACCAUUUUAGAUGUGCAGUGGUACUCAAUGGCUUAAACUGCGAUAGGUAUUUGUUGCAGAGAUUUGAGACAAUGUAUCCAACCAGCUUAGAACUACUACUCCUUUCUGCACGGGCAGGGGAGUGUGAUUUUGAGGAUUUUAGUUCAGGUUUUGAGAAUGCACUUAAUAAGUGGCCAAGAGAAGCUCCAGGCUUUCAUUGCAUCUGGAAUCAGUUUGCUGAAUAUGCUUUGCAGAAUGGAAGACAUGACCUUGCAAAAGACAUCAUGGAUCGUUGGUUUCUCUCUGCUUGGCAAGUCAGAUAUCCCCAUGAUGAAGGUGUGGCUGAGAUGGAUCAAGAUAAUUCAUGUUCCUCUCCAAUUGUUGCUUCUCAAGCGGAUAGUCAUGCUGCAGCAUCUAGUUAUAGUCGGAUGGAUGAGAUUUUUGGAUUCCUUAAUCUUUCUCUGCUUAAGUUGUUGCAGAACCAACUUGCAGAGGCUCGCGUAGCAAUUGACAAGGCGCUACAUGUUGCAACUUCUGAGAACUACAAGCUUUGUGUAAGAGAGCAUGCCAAGUUUCUGCUAAUGGAUGGGACGGUAGCGAAGGAGGGUGCUCAAAUCAGUGGGAUACUGGACUAUAUGAGUGUUUAUAUAAAUGAUCCUCGAGCUUUUCCUAUCACUGAGACGUUGCCUCGAAAGUUCAUAGGAGAUAUAAAAAGAAUCAGGGUUCAGCAGCUGAUUAAGAAUAUCUUAUGUCCUGUUUCAUCUAAUUUUUCACUUGUGAACCUGGUCCUUGAGGCAUGGUGCGGUCCGUCUCUUUUACCUCAAGAGUUUGAUAAGCCCGAUCAUCUAGUGGACUUUGUCGAAGCCAUGUUGGAAAUUUCCCCAUCAAAUUAUCCUCUGGCUGUUUCAGUUUGUAAGCUAAUCAAGAGAGACUUAAAGUCCUCAGCUGUUACCUCUGCCAGUCUCUUGUUCUGGGCAAGUUCUGUCUUGUUAAGCACAAUUUCUCACGCAGUUCCAGUAGCACCGGAGUAUGCAUGGGUAGAAGCAGCUGCUGUUCUGGUAAAUAUUUCGGGUAUCGACGCCAUUUUGGAUGGGUUCUAUAAGAGAGCUUUAUCUGUGUAUCCAUUCUCUGUUAAACUGUGGAACUCCUUUCUUAUUUCGAUGAAGAGUGAAAAGGAUGCAAGCUCUGUCCUCAGAGCAGCUGAAGAGAAGGGCAUUGAAGCCGAUCCAGAGUUUCUCUUGACCAUUAUGAGGUUACAGGUUGAUGAAAUGUAGCAACUUUUGUUUCUGUUGAAGGUCGCACUCCAAUUUGCGUUGACUGGUGCAUUGGCAACCCUUGGAACAGGCUUCAAGAUGCAUUCAUGCUGCGGGUGGAUAUGCUGACAUAAGACAUAGGAAGCACACUGAGUAUAGAUGACAUGCACAGGACUAGAUAGAUGUAAGUAGCCAUUACGUUUUCUCACAGUUACUACAUAUGCGAAGUUUUGGUCGAUGAAAGUUAGCUUAGGAUAGAAAGUCUGUGACUUUGGGGUCAGGCUUUAUCUUUUGUGCCCCACGAAGAGGCUUUACUCACGCAAAAGGUUAUCUCAUUCGUUCUUAUAGAUGGUGUUAAGACCUUUUGGGCUCCCUUGCUAGUACAGUAAUCAAUUGAUGUUUUGUUA
Rhodamnia argentea is the source of this 5646-nucleotide messenger RNA. RefSeq lists its product as uncharacterized. Gene Ontology annotation, molecular function: protein binding. Gene Ontology annotation, cellular component: nucleus; exosome (RNase complex). The transcript is spliced from 11 exons. The coding region runs from base 41 to 5260 and encodes 1739 amino acids. The record is from RefSeq and is a predicted model, not a curated record. Lineage: Eukaryota; Viridiplantae; Streptophyta; Magnoliopsida; Myrtales; Myrtaceae.